GUGAAAUUGCCUGCCCACCUUCAGCCAAUCAUCAUGGAGCUUUGCACUUCCGUUUGCAGACUUUCUAAAACAGUGACGUCACCGGUUCGUUGGAGAAGGUCAGGGCGUUAUGGACUCCCCUGAGUUUCUGGAGGGGCGGCCUCGGGCUCGCGGUGUGGACCAGGGCUUCACUGAGGCCAUCAACCAGAAGAUGCAAGUGCCUGAGCGACUGAGUGUGGGGGUGGGACCCGGAGACGAGAAACCAGAGAAGCUGGAGGACUUGACGCUGGCCUACAGGAUGCAUGUCCCUGACAGGCUGUCUCUGGCAGAAGCCAUGGACUUGAACCCCAGGCCGUUUUUCUCCACCUCGUUCAAGCACAGUGCCCCCCCCCAUGUGGGUUUGGCAUGGGACGUCCAAUCUGCGGGUUGGGAUCGGUCGACGUCUUCACGAGACCCCCCAGUGAGCCCCCUGCGGAGGUCAUUCAGUGACCAGACCAUUAACUGGAGUCCCCCUGUGACCCCAAGCGCUUCCAAGCAGAUUCUUCAUACACCUCCCAUUUGCAGCACUGGACACCCUCCACAGUGCCCAGGACCUUCUACCAUCCCACCCAGCCUCCUGACCCCGCAGCACAUGCUGCAGGCCGCCAAAGACCUGGGUCGUCUGGCCUCUCGCCGGGUCCUGCAGUCUGUGACCCAGAAGUACAGUGCCAGGUCCAGCUGCCCAGAGAACCCCCCCACUGCCCUGACAGACAUCCCCAGCACCACAGGCCUCAGCCGGAGAAGUACCACAAUGGAAUGGCUGGAGGAUGAUGGCGGGGACAACGUCGAGUUCCUCGUUUUACGGAGACAGGUUCCGGAACCUUCUGGUAUUCCUGGGCCGACAUGGCAGAACGGACGGGGUUUUGGGGUCAGAUGGAGCUCAGGAUGUAAUCAGGACGUCUCACCGGCACCCCCAGGUGGUGAAAAUGAACCGGCGGCUGGCCGCCCUGGAGCGGCAGAACGCGGAGCGUCGGCAGAGCGAGCAGCUGCUGUUCUCCCUGCUGAUUUCCGCCUGUCUGCUCAACGGCUGGCUCUGGCUGCGAAGAUAGCCGCCCACAACUGCGCAACCGCACUCGGGUCGCAGAUACGCACACGCAGACGGCAGAAGAGCGGUAGAUAGCUGGACAGGUAGGACCGAACUCGGCCUGCGACCUCCGUGACUCUGACCCCUGAGCUGGCCGGCAGCACUGUGUCGUCAAGCAGGACCUCAACCCCAACAACUGUGCUCACGAACUGAAACGUGGCCGGGGGGUAAAUAUAUGAAUUUGCUAUGUGUGUAGCAAAUCAAAACAGAGCAAUAUGAGAACUUUUCAACAUCUGGAGGAAAUGCAAGUUUAUCGCAUGCGGCUUUACGUUACGUUACUGGUAGUUGCUGUAGUUGGAUAUUUAAAAUGCGUUUUUAGCGUCUCAUACUCCUGUAAAGACUGAUUUAAUUUCGUCACCAUUCUGAUGCAUGCACUGUUACUAGUAAUUAACACGAUUAGCUUGCUGUUAAUUUACCAAUAAAUAAAGGUACUUGUUCGAA
Molecule: messenger RNA, 1543 nt
Organism: Brienomyrus brachyistius
Lineage: Eukaryota; Metazoa; Chordata; Actinopteri; Osteoglossiformes; Mormyridae
Product: mitochondrial fission factor homolog B
Exons: 8
Coding region: 110-1138 (342 amino acids)
Biological process (GO): positive regulation of mitochondrial fission
Cellular component (GO): peroxisome; mitochondrial outer membrane
Source: RefSeq, a predicted model, not a curated record